Salarias fasciatus (jewelled blenny) is the source of this 892-nucleotide messenger RNA. Its product is annotated as chymotrypsin-like elastase family member 2A. Lineage: Eukaryota; Metazoa; Chordata; Actinopteri; Blenniiformes; Blenniidae. The transcript has 8 exons. Gene Ontology annotation, biological process: proteolysis. The record is from RefSeq and is a predicted model, not a curated record. Bases 72 to 881 code for a protein of 269 amino acids. Gene Ontology annotation, molecular function: serine-type endopeptidase activity.
GUGUUGCCUGUGGUGAAAAGUUUAAAAGAGAGUGUGUGUCCUGCUGUCCCUCAGCAGAAGCAUCAAUCAACAUGAUCCCCAUCGUGCUGGCCUCUGUGCUCAUUGCUAGCGCCCUUGGGUGCGGCACCCCAGCCAUCGAACCUCUGACUUCCCGUGUGGUCAACGGAGAAGACGCCAAGCCCCACAGCUGGCCCUGGCAGAUCUCUCUGCAGUACGAGAGGGAUGGUGUGUGGAGGCACACAUGUGGGGGCUCCCUGAUUGCUGCCAACUGGGUCAUGACUGCUGCUCACUGCAUCAACACCAACUUGUCCUACAGGGUGUUUCUGGGCAAACACAACCUGGUUGAGGAUGAGGCUGGCUCCAAGGCCAUCCUGCCCGAGACCAUUAUUGUCCAUGAGCAAUGGAACCCCAUCUUCGUGGCCCUCGGCAACGACAUUGCCCUGAUCAAGCUGUCAGAGUCUGUGACUUUGAGCGACCAGGUGCAGUUGGCAUGUAUCCCCACUGCUGGCACUCUGCUGGCCAACCUCUACCCCUGCUACAUCACCGGAUGGGGCAGACUCUACACCGGAGGCCCCAUAGCUGAUAAGCUGCAGCAGGCUUUGAUGCCUGUGGCUGACCAUGCCACCUGCUCCCAGCCUGACUGGUGGGGUGUUGCUGUCAGGACCUCCAUGGUGUGCGCCGGCGGAGAUGGAAUCGUUGGUGGAUGCAACGGUGACUCUGGUGGUCCUCUGAACUGCAAGAACAGUGAGGGAGUCUGGGAGGUGCACGGCAUCGCCAGCUUCGUCUCUGGCCUGGGCUGCAACUACGUGAAGAAACCCACCGUCUUCACCAGAGUCUCUGCUUUCAACGACUGGAUCGACCUGACUAUGAUAAACAACUAAGGAAGCUGCAG